GUCGUUCAUCGUCGGGGCACCGCCAGGGCGAUUGCCUUUUCUCUCUUCCCCUCUUCAGACCCCGACUGUACAUACGUGUUGCUUGCUUAGACUUGAGAAAGAACAUGGAUACAUUUGCAGAAUAAAGCGACCGCUGCCGACCCCCUACUAUUCUCCGAUGCGGAGGUGCAUAACCCGUCUUGCGGUCAACUUGCAAUGGCGCGACCCGACAGGCGCAUCAAUCUAGCGGUCGCGAGGGCCAUCCCCCCAUUCCUAUUAUGUGUUUUUAUAUAUGCAUCUUACGCGGUCACCAAACCAUUAUGCAUUGACUACCUGAUCCAUCCCCUUUCCAAGUAUGAUCACGGCCGUCGAACGGGCGCGGGCGUCGCCAUCCUCGUCAUCUACUACAUCCUCCUCCUAAUCGUCCUGACCACCUAUCUGCGACUCUUGCAUACUGUGACCUGGAAUGCCGGCCUGCUGCCGCGAAAGGCUACCCCGCCAGCAGACGACGCGCAUGAACCACCCCACUCAUCAGGUCGCCAUCGUCGGAGAAGGAGGAGGCAUCGACGGCACAGAAGUGCGGAGAAGACGAACACAUUAGACAGAGAUGUUGAGAGUGAAGCCGACUCAACUGUCGACGGGGACACCACGAUUCCCUGGGACACAAAUGGGUUGGAGAGCUUCUACACCAAAGACGUCUUCGUGUGCCAGCCAGAUGGCCGGCCGUUAUACUGCUCCACGUGUUGUCAUUAUAAGCCUGAUCGGACGCAUCAUUGUCGGGAGGUCGACCAGUGCGUUCGCAAGAUGGACCACUUCUGCCCUUGGGUAGGAGGAGUGGUUUCCGAAACCUCCUUCAAGUUCUUCAUUCAAUUCGUGUUCUAUACUAUGCUCUAUUGCAUUUUUUGCUUGAUAGUCUGUGCAUUGUUUACUGCCGAAAUAGAGCGCGAGACUGGAGGGGCUAAUCCUCAUUUGGCUGUUGGAAUUGGAUUGAGCGGUCUAUUUGGACUCUUCACUUUUGGAAUGACCCUCAGCUCCUUACAGCUCGCCAUGCUCAACCUCACAACGAUCGAGAACAUCAACCGUCGGUCGGCCGUCUGGACCUUGGCCAUCCGCGUGCCGAAUCACCUGCUCAGCAGACUGAACCCCGACUCCCGAUGGGCUCCAACCUUCAACACCAUCACCUAUCCUUUACCCCCGAUGCCCCUCACCCCAGAAGCCCAAAGAAACUACCAGCCGCCCGCGGGCGAGCAGCACAUCUUCGCCAUCCUCCAAACGCUCCCGGGCGAGAACCCCUUCGACCUCGGCAGCCCGUUUAGGAACCUCCAACAGGUGCUAGGCUAUAAGGUCAUCGACUGGUUCGUGCCGCUUAAGCAGAGUCCCUGCGCCGUGCGGACGGACUCCGACAGCUUUUUCGAGUUUGGCCCCGUGGUGUCAAGGCUUAAGCGAGAGGCCGGGCUCGAAAAGCCAGCUUUAGAGGAGGCUCGUCAAUGACCGAGUGUGUUUGGAGCUCUCCAGUGGGGACGAUAGUUUUGGUUUCAAUAACACGUAUUGCAUGGAAUUGGGAUGCUUAAUUUGGAGUCAGCCUGUGGCUGAGACUCUUAUUCUUUCUCUUUAGGGUUAUAUAUAUUUUGUUUGGGUUCGGGUUGUCAGGAGCACCUGUC
This is a messenger RNA of Aspergillus homomorphus CBS 101889, 1640 nucleotides long. RefSeq names its product DHHC family palmitoyltransferase. Gene Ontology annotation, cellular component: endoplasmic reticulum; Golgi apparatus. Bases 196 to 1470 code for a protein of 424 amino acids. The record is from RefSeq and is a predicted model, not a curated record. Lineage: Eukaryota; Fungi; Ascomycota; Eurotiomycetes; Eurotiales; Aspergillaceae. The transcript has 5 exons. Gene Ontology annotation, molecular function: protein-cysteine S-palmitoyltransferase activity. Gene Ontology annotation, biological process: protein targeting to membrane; peptidyl-L-cysteine S-palmitoylation.